This is a messenger RNA of Striga hermonthica, 326 nucleotides long. The record is from the annotation of a GenBank genome assembly. Lineage: Eukaryota; Viridiplantae; Streptophyta; Magnoliopsida; Lamiales; Orobanchaceae.
UUCGAUUUUCGGUCAACAACGACUCGUCUCAGCCGCACAAGGGCCAGGUCGGGCACAUCGACGACUCGUCUCAGCCGCACGAGAGUUGGGUUCGGUCUGCCGCUACCGGAAACUGGAGUUCCUCAACUGCCGGAGCUCGUCUCAGCCGCUAGGCAUGGAUACUUCUGGCCAGGGGUGCUGUCUCGUCGGAAAGUGCUUGCUCUCGGUCACUCUACUCUGCUGCUGCCGCGGACUCCACUCCAAUUGUCGGAAAACUGGUGCCAGCCUCGUUGCUGGUGGCACUCGAUUCGCUGGAUACCUCGUCGUCGGCCGGGUCUGCUGCUCUC